AUGAAAGAAGUGGGGAUAGUCCAUAAGCAAUGGAGGGGUCCUGUAUCAUCCACCUGCAAGCAGUGCCCAAUGGCCUAUUCCAGCCCCAUCUGUGGAUCAGAUGGACAUACCUACUCUUCUCAGUGCAAACUAGAAUAUCAGGCGUGUGUUUUAGGAAAACAGAUCUCAGUGAAAUGUGAAGGACGUUGCCCAUGUUCUUCAAAUAAGUCCACAAGUACAAGCAGAAAUGUUAAGAGAGCAUGCAGUGACCUGGAGUUCAGGGAAGUGGCGAACAGACUACGAGACUGGUUCAAGGCUCUUCAUGAAAGUGGAAGCCAAAACAAGAAAACAAAGACAUUACUGAGGCCUGAGAGAAGCA
This is a messenger RNA of Galeopterus variegatus (Sunda flying lemur), 358 nucleotides long. Its product is annotated as testican-3-like. The transcript has 3 exons. The annotation marks the transcript as partial. NCBI's taxonomy places the organism in Eukaryota, Metazoa, Chordata, Mammalia, Dermoptera, Cynocephalidae. The record is from RefSeq and is a predicted model, not a curated record. Gene Ontology annotation, molecular function: calcium ion binding; protein binding.